Cydia amplana is the source of this 2131-nucleotide messenger RNA. Its product is annotated as arylphorin subunit alpha-like. NCBI's taxonomy places the organism in Eukaryota, Metazoa, Arthropoda, Insecta, Lepidoptera, Tortricidae. The coding region runs from base 34 to 2052 and encodes 672 amino acids. The record is from RefSeq and is a predicted model, not a curated record. The transcript has 5 exons.
CCCUGUCUCUAUCGAAGUGCUUAGUUGGGCUCAAUGGUCCGUCGUGAAUUCAAUCAAAGAGGGAACAUGUUUCUCUGGAUUCUUUUUCUCGUGACUACCACUGCAUCUGCUCCGGCUGAAGAGUAUCGAGCUAUAGUCAACGAAGGAGAAUUCUCUGAUGAUGCUUCAGUUAUGAAGAUCGUGCCUUCGGGCUUUUCGCCUCAGAAGAAUGAUUAUUUUAUUAAACCUGCAUUGGCUGAAGUUGUAAAUAAGGAUAAAUCAAGCUACAAGCGUAUGCUCGAGAUUUUGAAAAAAGGUCAUACCAAACUUGGACUGACCUUCAAUAUUUAUGAUGAUAACAUGAGAGAGGCUACUGUUGCAUUGUUUCGCCUGUUACUGGAUGUAGAUGAUGACAAGUUUGACGCCAUUGUACGAUGGGCCAGAGUUAACAUUAAUAAAGAUAUGUUUGACUACGCUUGGCGAUUAGCAUCUCUCUACGGUAACAAAUUUAAGAAAGAAGAAAUGUUACCUCCAUUUAUUAAGAAACCAAACCAUUUUGUUAACAGUGAAGCAAUGUGGAAAGCUAUGCACCUAAAACUAGGCAAUGGCAUGUUUAACGAUGAAGAUGCCAAACUUAACCAAUAUUAUAGAACUGAUGAUGUACUAUCGAUUAAUACUAACUAUUCCGGUUGGAACUUACCGCAAAAUGGUUGUGAUCGAGAAAUAAAUUAUUUCAAAGAAGAUAUUGCUCUUAAUAGUUACUAUUACGGAGUUCAUUUAUUGCAUCCGUUUUGGAUGAGCAACGAUGAAUUAGAUUUGCUUAACCCACGCCACGCUGAACAUUAUUAUUUUACACACAAACAACUUAUGGCACGUUACCAACUUGAAAAGGAACACCUCAACAAGGAUUGUAAUGAAACUUGCGAUAUAAACUUAAAUAGUUACAAUUCCUACUUGAUGCAUGACUAUGGCUUGCCAUUCCCUAUUAAAUCAUCUUUUAAGGAAUGGAAUGAUGGAAGAGCUCGUCUGAAAUCAAUUGACAUUGCCAUAAGAGAAUGCAUUUCUCGAGGACUAUUAGUGGAUAGUAAUGGUACAACCGUUCCCAUGGCGGGAGAGUACAACAUAGAUCUACUAUCCAAACUGGUUCGUGCUAAUCUAGAUAGCCUGAAAUCUGUAAAGAUCAUCAGAUCGAUUUAUGGCUAUGGCGGCAAUGGUUAUCCCAUCGACUGGUAUAACCCAGCCCCGUCAGUGCUGCACUUCCCCCAUACCUCACUGAGAGACCAAACGUACUGGCAUCUUAUUAAAAGUCUUUUGGAAUAUUUUACGGAAUAUAGGAAAACGUUAGACAAUUUCGACUUAGCUCAAUACCAGAACAAAAACUUAGCUAUAAUUGAUAAUCAUUUCACAAACAUCACAACAUACUUCGAUUACUACAAAUUUAGUUUAAAUAAGGGAUUAGGAGGUGGCAAUUUACAAUCAACCCUUGUAAUUACAGCGAGGCAAAGGAGAUUGAAUCAUUUGCCAUUCAUGCUCAACUUUACGCUUGAUUCAACAACCGAAUCGGAUGUUAUUGUACGGCUUUUCCUAGGUCCUCUGUGUAACGCUAAAGAUUGCUGGCAAAUUUAUGACAGAUUUUUUGAGUUAGAUGCUUAUAGAACACAAGUUAAACAAGGACUUAAUAUUUUAAGUUGGUCUUCUGACGCGUCUGAUAGAUUUUCUUCUGAUGAAUAUUAUAAUAUGGAAACAUCAGACAAGAAAACUAAUAAGUUUAACCUAUUCAAAUUCCCUAAAAACCUUGUAAUACCUAAAGGGUUAGAAGAAGGUCUCAAUUUAACUCUUUUUAUUAUGGUAACACAAACUGAAAAGUCUUCAUUUGAUGAAGUGGCGCCUAUUAGCAAUUAUUAUAAUCAAGUUUUGAAUGAAGUUGAUAAGAAGCCUUUAGGAUUCCCCUUCCAUAGACAACUAACAGUCCAAGAUGAAUGUUAUGAAAACUGUAAGUUUUAUAAUAUAUCGAUUUAUCACAAAACCUGUCCAGUUGAUUCUAGUGAUUACUUUUCAUCAAAUUUAUAUUAAAUACAUAGCUUUUAACAAAAUGUUGGUCGAAAUUAGCAACAGAAAAUAAAAUUGUGGGAAUCGGUUUGGUUCGGAUGCU